AUGUGGACUCAGACACAGGAUAUGUUAAAAGGAAUGGUUGGUGAUGUGCACACAAGAUUAAUGAAGAAGAACUACGAAGCAGUUCCUGACUGGUGGUUCCACACUCUGUUGGUGACAAUGUUCGCGCUUGCCCUCUUCACAUGUGAAGGUUUUGGCAAACAACUCCAACUCCCAUGGUGGGGACUUAUAUUGGCUUGUGCCAUAGCCCUGUUCUUCACCUUACCCAUCGGUAUAAUAACAGCUACAACCAACCAGCAACCAGGGCUAAAUGUGAUCACAGAGUUGAUCAUUGGGUAUCUGUACCCAGGAAAACCUCUAGCAAAUGUGACUUUCAAGACCUAUGGUUAUAUAAGCAUGUCGCAAGCAAUCACUUUUCUGAACGAUUUCAAAUUAGGUCACUACAUGAAGAUCCCUCCCAGAGCCAUGUUUGUUGUUCAGUUGGUUGGAACAAUAGUUUCUUCUUCCAUCUACUUCGGCACAGCUUGGUGGCUUCUCUCAACAGUUGAGCACAUCUGUGAUCCGUCUCAACUACCCGAUGGGAGUCCUUGGACAUGCCCUGGUGACGAUGUUUUCUACAAUGCUUCGAUCAUUUGGGGAGUAGUAGGCCCAAUGCGAAUGUUCACAAAGUACGGGGUAUACCCGGAGAUGAACUGGUUUUUCCUCAUUGGCUUUCUUGCACCCGUACCCGUAUGGCUGCUUUCGCGGAAAUUCCCUGAAAAGAAAUGGAUCAAGCUGAUCCACAUGCCUCUUAUUUUGGGAAGUACAAUGGGCAUGCCACCAGCUAGAUCUGUCAAUUAUUUGAUGUGGGGAGUUGUGGGACUCUUCUUCAACUUGUAUAUUUACAAGAAAUUUAAGGGAUGGUGGGCAAGGCACACUUACGUUUUGUCGGCUGCAUUGGAUGCUGGAAUUGCCUUCAUGGCUGUUGUUCUUUACUUCACCCUUCAAGCAAAGGAUAUCGCUGGUCCGGAUUGGUGGGGUUUGACUACAGAAGACCAUUGUCCAUUGGCUAGGUGCCCAACAGCACCAGGGAUAGAAGUAAAAGGCUGUCCUGUUCUUUGAUGUGCAUACUUGUCACUGGAUGAUAUAGGCUGUUCUAUAAACGUAUAAUUGUGGAAAACUGUGAAUUCUGUUGUCUGGCUUCUGGAAUG
Molecule: messenger RNA, 1148 nt
Organism: Ilex paraguariensis (yerba mate)
Lineage: Eukaryota; Viridiplantae; Streptophyta; Magnoliopsida; Aquifoliales; Aquifoliaceae
Source: the annotation of a GenBank genome assembly